Messenger RNA from Tetrahymena thermophila SB210, 3150 nucleotides. RefSeq names its product protein phosphatase 2c. Gene Ontology annotation, biological process: protein dephosphorylation. NCBI's taxonomy places the organism in Eukaryota, Ciliophora, Oligohymenophorea, Hymenostomatida, Tetrahymenidae. Gene Ontology annotation, molecular function: protein serine/threonine phosphatase activity; cation binding. The transcript is spliced from 6 exons. The record is from RefSeq and is a predicted model, not a curated record.
AUGAAUAACUAUUAGGUCGGUCCUUUUUAAUAGAAUUAAAAUUAAAUUCAUUCUUAGGAUUAACAGCAUCUGCAUGCUGAUGAAAAGCAGGAAUUACUAAUGGCUACAUAAAAUUAAAAGGAAUCAUUUAUAGCCUCUGAGAAGUUAUAGUAAAAAAAAAGUAAAAAAAAUAGGAGUCUUUCAUAGUUAAGAAAUUACCGACCUGCUAUUUCAAUAAAUUAAAAUUUAAAAGGGGAUAUUAGGUAAAAAUAAGAUGAAAAUGCUAGGCCUUAGUAGAUGUACAAUUUGAAUAAUAAUAAUAAAAGUUUUAAUGGCUAGAUCAAUAGCCAUCAUUAGAUUGAUGAUACAUACUAAAUCUAGGCUGAUUCGGUAUAACAAUAAAAUCAGCAAUUAUAAUAAUUCAGUGAGGAGUUAUUUUCUAGCAAUUUGAGUCAUAGAUUAAAAUCGCAAGGGAAGCUAAUAGGACUACAAAGAAUGAGAUCGUAAUAAACAUAGAAAUAAAUUAUCUCUGCAGCAUAACCAAAUGGUUAGAAUAAUGUGUAUUCAUAGAAUUAAUAGCAAAUUUAAGGUAGUAGUUUUAAUAGCAGUAAUAAUAGUAAUAUGAUAAAUUAGCAUAAUAUGGCUUUGGUUAAUGCUCUUCAAAAUGGGAUAAUGAGUUCUAGAUUAUCUAAUACCUAAAGAAAUUAUCAUAUUUAACAAAUUCAUAAUAAUUCUAACAAUUAACAUUAAUAAACAAACUAAAAUAAUGUAAAAUCGAAAAAUAUAAACAAUUUUUAUUCGUUUAGUUUAAAUAAUACAAAUAACAACAGCUUUUCUGAUGAAAAUACAGAAAAUAUUCAAUCCAAUAAUGGUAGUUAAAAUAUAUAGAAUGUAAAUAAUAAUAUUAACAAUACUAACUAACAGAUAUAGGUUAGCAAUGUAAAUAAUUAUAGAUAAUCUGCAUCAACUAGCAGGAAUAGCUAAAAUAAUUUAAAUGAUAAGACUCAUAAUCAAUUGUCAAAGCAGCAUUCUCAUUACUCUUCUAAUGGUAAACAUACUUCUUUUAAUAACUCUAAUAAUAAUAAUAAUAGUGGUGAUCUUAAUAUGUUCCGUAGGUCUAUGAAUAGAAUAUAUCAAAAGCCCUAAUCUUCUUCUUAAUAAUAAUAAUCAUAAGGUUAGUAGCAAUAAUAAAAUAACUCUUCUCGAGUAUUAUAAGUAAAUAAAUUAUUUCAGAAUGAAUCAUUUUAAAUACCAGAAGGAUAAAAGAAAUUUUUCAAUAACUUAUCGUCCUCGAUAAAUAUAUAAUAAAUAGAAGGAAUGCAAUUUCCUAAAUCAGCUAGAAAAGUACUUCUUGGAUCAUCUCAAAUGACUCAUUUCAAUGGUUUGAAAGCAGAUCAAUAAGCUUUUUUACCUCCUUUAAUAGAUUAGAGUAAUGAAAAAAAUCAUUAGGAAUAGAACUUUGUAAAUAAUUAAUUAGAUGAACAAGCUUAGAGCUCAUUCAUACCAUAAAAUAAUACUAAUACUACUGAUUCUGAAAAUAAUGUUCCUUUUAACCAUUUUAGUAAUAGUGUUAGUUAACCAAGGAGUUAAUCUAAUUCAAGAAGUAAUUUAAGUAAUAAAGUUUAAACUAGAAGUCUUUCAAGAUAAAGUAUGAAUAAUUAAAGCAAUUUGAAUAAAAAUAAUAAUGAUGCUGAUAAAUCAGUAACAAACGAGAGACAAACCAAUAUGAAUACAUCUUAGAACGGGUUAAGUUUCAACUCUUCUUAAGCUUCUUCUUAAAUGAGAAAAAAUUCUAAAAAAAACUCCUUAAAUAAUAUAGUUAAGAAUAUAUACAACAACACAAAUAUUCAAAAAGCAGAGCAGCCAAAAGUAUUAAGCCCAACAAAAAAUAAAAGUUAAAACGUAUUCAAAAUUUAAAGUGUAGAAAAUAAAUCAAUCAAUUAGGGAGUAUCCGCAUUAAGUAAUUCUAAUACAAAUGGAGUUAUAAAUAAUAAUUAAAAUCCAUCAAAUACAUUUAAUCAGAAUGUAAGCAGUUACUAUCCAAUCUUAAAUUCGCGUAAAUAAAGUACAUCUAGCAUUCCAUAAAAUGAUAAUACUAAUUAAGAAUCUGCAUAAAACCAAACGACAGGUAUUUAAAAUAUAAUGGAUGAUUCUGUUGAAGAAUAUUUAGAAUUUAACCAAAUACCUAAUAUUGAUCCUUCCAAAACUUCUUAAAAGUCAUUAGGUAUCAUUACUGCUUAUGGUGCAAAUACUCAUUAAGGAAUUGUAAGAAAUUAUAAUGAAGAUAGAGUAAGUAUAAUUUUGAACAUGGCCAAGCCUAAGGAUAAACCAGAAGAUUUAGUAUGGCCAAAUGUUUCUUUUUUUGCAGUAUACGAUGGUCACGGAGGAAGCUCUUGUGCUGAAUUUUUAAGAGAUAAUCUUCAUUAUUAUAUUAUAAGAGAUGAAAAUUUUCCUUCUAAUCCUAAACUCGCAAUUUAAAAAGGUUUUGAAAAAAUAGAAGAUACUUACAUAGAAAAAGCUGAUUCUGGUCCAUUUUUAGACAAAUCUGGUAGUUGUGCAGUUGUAGCUCUUUUUGUUGAAAAGACCGUGUACAUUGCUAAUGUAGGAGAUAGUAGAGCUAUUUUGAGCAGCAAUUUUGGAAAAAACUAAUAGGAUUUAUCUGAGGAUCACAAACCUUCUCUUCCAAGUGAAGAAUAAAGAAUAACAUCUCUUGGUGGGCAUAUUUACUAGUCGGUCAUUCCUAUUUAUGGAUCAGUUAAUGGAAAUAAUAUUUAACAAAUUUAAGAUGUCAUAAAAGGACCCCAUAGAGCUUUUCCUGGCAGACUAGCAGUAUCAAGAACUAUUGGUGAUGCAGAAGCAAAACUACCUAAAUAUGGUGGAAUAAAAGGAGUUAUUUCAGCAGAACCUGAAAUUCAAGUUUUUGAAAUACAAGAUAAUCAUGAUUUUGUAUUUCUUGGAUGUGAUGGUAUUUUUGAUAAGAUGACUAGUAAAGAAGCUAUUUAAUGUUGUUGGUAAAUUACAGAUUAAUGUAAAAAUUAACAUGAAUUUGUAGGAAGAGCAAUAGAAAAUACUAUGAGGUAAAGUAUGAUGAAAAAAAGUUAUGACAACGUAACAGUUGUGCUAGUAGGAUUAAAAAAUUUAGAGUAUUACUUUUAAAAGCAUAUCAAAUGA